Messenger RNA from Impatiens glandulifera, 1003 nucleotides. RefSeq lists its product as uncharacterized. The record is from RefSeq and is a predicted model, not a curated record. NCBI's taxonomy places the organism in Eukaryota, Viridiplantae, Streptophyta, Magnoliopsida, Ericales, Balsaminaceae. The coding region runs from base 32 to 724 and encodes 230 amino acids. The transcript has 2 exons.
GAAUGCUCAUUUUAGGUCUCCGGUUAGUGGAAUGCUAGGCCGGUUGAAUACUCCAACUGCACUUGGACUAGUCCAAUUUGGUCAUGAACUAAACAUGAAUAAUCCGAACCAUGUCCAAAUUGGGGACCUUGUUAAUCCCAGUUCGAGUACUUUUUCUGAUAAAAAUUCUAUGGUUAGACUGCCUAUAGGACAACCUUUGGAUAUUCAGAAGGGUAUAUUGGGAAUUUCAAACUCGGGCACACCAUCUAAUGAUUUCCAUGAUUUUUCUGGAUGUUAUGAGAAUUUUCAAGGUCAAACAGAACCAAUUGGUUACUCGUUUAACAUGGUUAAUGAACUUGGAGACACCAUGUCUUCAAUGGCGAUGACUAAUGGACCUAGUUUGAAUGGUUCGGUUAUGCAAGGAUGGGAUGGAAAUGGAAUAAUAAAUACUUCUCGACAUUCGAAUGACUCGGGUAUGAUUCAAGGGAUGACAAUGAUGGCGCCUUUCAACCAGAGAAUUGAAUCAACAACAACAACAAAUGGUUUAGCAUUUUAUAGUAGUAAUAAUAAUAAUAAUGAAUUUGGUACUAAUUCAAGUUUCUUCAAUUAUUCCUUGUCGGGUAAGCAGAGAUUCCUCGUGGACAAACAAAGAAAGACACAUAAUGGGAUUUCUUAUGUUAACAAUAACGUUGGAUCCUUGGAAGAUCUAAUCGGUCCGGUGAUGAAUCAGGAAAAGGGUUUAUAAUAGAAGAGGAAGAUGAUCCUUUGGAAAUAUGGAAUAUGAUAUCAAGGAGAAGGGGGUUGGUUUAGUUAGUUAGUUAGCAGUAUUUUUAUAUGUUUUAGAGGACUAUAUAUAUAUAUCAUAUAUAUAGUUCUUUUGAACUUUAAAUGAUAUUCCAUUUAACUAGUGUUACACUUGCAAUGGUUUGAUCAUAAUUGCUAGCUAAGAUAACUUUGUAUUAACUAUCUAACCUUAGAUAUUACACAUAAGAAAUAUUAAAUUCUCUAUCCAUUUUUUUAUUGU